AUGGUGAUAGGAGACCCUGAAGAAAUAAAAAUAAGGUUGGAUGGGACAAGCAUAGAACAGGUAAAGACCUUUAGAUGCUUGGGAGUGGAAUUGAGUGAGGACGGGAAACAAGACAUAGAAAUCAAUCGCAGGAUAGAAAGUACAAUAAAACUUUACCACAUCAUGAAUAGCAGUUUCAUAAGUAAGAAGGAAAUUUCCCAAGGCACCAAGAUAAAAGUAUAUAAGGCAGUUUAUAGACCGACAUUGACCUUUUCCUGCGAGUCAUGGGCAUUGAAUAGGAGACAGAAAAGUAGAAUCAAAGCAGUAGAAAUGAAAUACCUCAGAAGAGUGAAGGGAGUAACAAGAUUGAAUAAAAUAAGGAACGAGUCAAUAUGUCAAGAUCUGGAGAUAGAGCCAUUACAGGAUUUUGUAGAGAGAAGACAACUCAGCUGGUGGGAACAUUUAAAUAGAAUGAACAACGAGAGGCCUGCGAAGCAAAUAUGGCAGGCCAAAAUCCAAAAGAGGAAGAAGAGAGGAAGACCAGAGCAAACAUGGAACAACACCAUCACCGAAAUAAUUAAUGAGAGAGGACGAACAUGGAGAGAAGCAAGAGAUAUGGCUGUGGGUAAAAGAGCAUGGACCAAAUUCGUACAUGGGGGAGAAAUCCAACAAUGA
Messenger RNA from Harmonia axyridis, 654 nucleotides. RefSeq lists its product as uncharacterized. The transcript has a single exon. NCBI's taxonomy places the organism in Eukaryota, Metazoa, Arthropoda, Insecta, Coleoptera, Coccinellidae. Bases 1 to 654 code for a protein of 217 amino acids. The record is from RefSeq and is a predicted model, not a curated record.